This is a messenger RNA of Amphibalanus amphitrite, 2907 nucleotides long. Its product is annotated as radial spoke head 10 homolog B-like. Bases 570 to 2624 code for a protein of 684 amino acids. NCBI's taxonomy places the organism in Eukaryota, Metazoa, Arthropoda, Thecostraca, Balanomorpha, Balanidae. The record is from RefSeq and is a predicted model, not a curated record. The transcript is spliced from 3 exons.
GUGUGAUUGACUUCAUAAUAAGGCAAAUACUUAUCCAACUCCUCGGCCUAACCAGGCGAUGCAGCGCACAAUGGCCAUGGCCCCUGGGGCUGGGGGCGACCGGAGAGGGAUGGCGGUGCAAUGACUGGAUAUUGAACGAUUCUCGGUGGAAGAUUAAUAUGCACCAUGCUAAUCAUGUCCUGAAUAAGAACAUCAAUCUACUCGUAUGCGGCAUGAAUUGGUUAAACCGGUUCAGCGGCAGGAUUGACUCCAAUCUCACACUCAUAUCCUUUGGGAAUGAAUCCUCGAUGAGAGGCGAAUGUUUAGAUAUGUCGCGUGCCUUUUUCCUUCAUUCGAUAACGGACAAGAUUUUGGCCAAUGCUAAUAUUAGCGAAAUGAGAAGUAUGCGUGGAGAUGCUGUAAAUAUUGUGUGUACUUCUUGGAUCAAUUUUGUAGCGUCGCUUGUCAUUUACAAGUUGUGGUGACUACAGUACUGGCUGAACACAUGACGAUCCAAUAGUAUCACAUUCGGCACCGGCGCCAAACGCGGCCUUCUGUCUGAGCACUGAUUGUCUGCCCCUGAAACACCGAUGUUCGUGGUCGCCCCGUCGACGCCGCGUGAGGUCGGCGCCGACGGCGAGGACCCGGCAUCUCCGCCGGCCGAGUCGGCGCCGCCGUCACCGCCGGCGGCGGACGCGUCCAGUGGCGCCGAGCUGGCGCGCCAGCAGCAGCGCGCCCAGCUGCUGCUGCUGCGCAACAUCGUGCCGCUGCUGGUCGGCUACGUCACAGAGACGGCUGAGGUGGGGCGCGACGAGCACGGCCGCUGGCACGGCACGGGCACCGUGCUGCUGCGGCGCGGCCAGCGCUACGAGGGCCGCUUCGAGCACGGCCUGCUAGAGGGCUGUGGCACGCUGACCUGGCCCGACGGCACCCAGUACUCUGGCGAGCUGCGGCGCAGCGCGCUGCGCGGCCGCGGCACCUACCGCUGGCCGAACCGGUGCCAGUACAGCGGCCAGGUGUGCUGCGGCCGCCGGCACGGCUACGGCGUCUUCUCACACCCGUCCGGCUACGGCUACCUGGGCGCCUGGGACCACGGCGCUAAACACGGACAGGGAAAGAUGUUCUUCGGCUCAGAGAAAAACAGCGUCUACGAGGGCGAGUGGAAGAACAACCAGCGUGAGGGCUAUGGGGAGCGCAUCUACCCGUCGGGCAACAACUACUCUGGGUACUGGUCGGGCGGCCGGCGCGAGGGCCACGGCACCAUGCGCUGGUACCGCUGGGCCUUCUACCUGGAAAUCUACGAGGGAGAGUGGAAGAACGGCCUCCAGCACGGCCAGGGCCGGCACGAGUGGCAGACGCACCAGCUGGAUCCCGUCCAGCACCCGCGGUUCAACACGUACACGGGCUCAUUCCGCAACGGCGAGCGUCACGGCAGCGGCGUGUUCCACUACAGCUCGGACGCCACCUUCACCGGCCGCUGGGCGCACAACCUCAAACAGGGCACCGGACACUACGUGGACGUCGUGCAGACCACCACCACGCAGGACUUUAUCGACGACAAGGUGAUGUACGUGUGUGAGACGAGCGAGGAGACGGGCACCACCAUGUGCGUCUACAGCGACCUGCGCGACUUCGAGCACCUGCUGAAGCCCACCUACCAGCUGGACACGUCGCCGCUGCUGGCCGGCCUGCCGGAGCCGCAGCGCGCCGCCGUGGCCGACCAGGUGUGGACCGUGCUGCGGCGGCACAUCUCCGAGCUGCGCCGCAUCUACAGCUACUACAGCCGGCUGGGCACCGCCGACCUGCAGGCCGCCACCUACGCGGCCAUGACCCAGCUGCAGUGGUGGCAGAUGAUGCGCGACUGCGACGUGCACGUGUCCGGCCUGCCGGCAGACGUGCUGAUGGGUAUCCCGAUGCUGGCGUGCGGCACGGGCCACCCGCUGGCCGUGGUGCACUUCCACGAGUACCUGCUCAUGUUCCUGCUGCUGGCCGACGUUCUGUACACCACCGAGGAGGACUGGCAGCUGGCGGAGCGCGUCGGACGCUUCAUCGAACAGGUGGUGCUGGUGCGCGACGCGCGCACGGUGACCGGCCUGGUGCUGACGCUGCCGCUCAGCCGGCGGCCGCGGCCGGCGCUGCUCGAGCAGCUGUAUGACGACUUCCAGCAGCAGCAGCCGGCCACGGUGCGCAGCGCGGUGCGCCGACUGGGCACGGGCCGCGUGCCGCAGUUCCCGGCCGUGCGCGCCAGUCUGAUCCUGCGCGCGGCGCGCCGCGUCGUGCCGCUCAUGGUGGUGGAGGACCAGCUGGACACGGAGCUGGAGCUCACCUUCAUCGACUACUGCGAGCUACUGCUGCAGGCGCGACAGCUGCACUGGGAGCAGCCGGCGGCGCGCGCCGGCCGGCCGCGACGCGCGCGCCAGUACCGCCGGCCGGCGCGGCCCAUCUACGAGCGCUACGUGCCCACGUACGCGCUGCUGCAGUACCGGCAGCGGCUGCUGGCGGCGCUGCGCGACCUGGCCGCGCCGCCGCCCCGCCGGCCGGCCGCCGGCAAGGGCGCCAAGCACGCCGACAAAAAGUCCAGCACGGGCACCCAGCUGCAGAAGGACAGGAACCGGGUCUCUAGCGUCCGAGUCCGGAAACUCUGAAAAGGACCCGAUGUCCGCCGAGAGUGCCCCACGCCUUGGCAGAAAGAAGCGGAAAAGACGGGGCCAGCUGCCCUGGAAAGUCAUUUCCAUACAGUCGGGUAGCAAAGUUGGUCAAACAAAUGCUUACUUUUUGUUACCGUCUCAACUUGGGCCUGGGUUUGUAUUGUUUGGCUCGAAAGGAUGGUUUGUGACCAGUGAACAGAAGAAAUGCCUUAGUUUGUUGUCAUUUAGCUGACGUUAACUGCGACAGUUAGAUGAAAGAUACACUGAGUCGGAGCUCGAA